Messenger RNA from Rangifer tarandus platyrhynchus (Svalbard reindeer), 1308 nucleotides. The record is from the annotation of a GenBank genome assembly. Lineage: Eukaryota; Metazoa; Chordata; Mammalia; Artiodactyla; Cervidae.
AUGGCCCCGGCGCUCUGGCCGCGCCUUGGCCGCAUCCUCUGGCUAGCCUGCCUCCUGCCCUUGGCCCCGGCUAGGGUGGCCGCAGGCCUGUAUGAACUUCAACUCACCACCGAUGGCCCUGCCACCACGGGCGCAGAGGUGACCAUCACGGCCAGUCUGGUGGCCGACGACAACGGCAGCCUGGCCCUGCCCGCCAGCACCAGCCUCUACCGCUUCCACUGGAUCCACACCCCACUGCUGCUCACGGGGAAGGCGGACGAGGCUUUCAGCUCCACCAUCCGUGUCGUGGGGAGCGUGCCCGGGGACUUCCCAGUCUCCGUCUGGGUCACUGCCGCCGACUGUGGGAUGUGCCAGCCUGUGGCCAGGAGCCUCCUCGUCCUCCCCAUCACCGAGUUCCUCGUGGGGAGCCUUGUGGUCUCCCAGAACUCCUCCCUGCCCUGGCCCAGCUCCUACCUCACCAAGACAGGCCUCAGAGUCGCCUUCCUCCUCCACGACCCGAGCAACUUCUUCAAGAACGCCUCGUUCCUCUACAGCUGGGACUUUGGAGACGGCACCCAGAUGGUGACCAGAGAUGGUACCGUCUAUUAUAACUAUUCCAUCAUCGGCUCCUUCACCGUGAAGGUCAAGGUGGUGGCAGGGUGGGAGCAGGUCACAUCGGACGCCGGGAGGGGCAUUCUGCAGAAGACGGGUGACUUCUCCGCCUCGCUGAAGCUGCAGGAAACCCUUCGAGGCAUCCAAGUUUUGGGGCCCACCCUAAUUCAGACCUUCCAAAAGAUGGUAGUGACGUUGAACUUCCUGGGGAGCCCCCCUCUGAAUGUGUGCUGGCGUCUUAAGCCUGAGUGCCUCCCGCUGGAGGAAGGGGAAUGCCUCCCGGUUGCAGUGGACAGCACGGCUUACAACCUGACCCACAUCUUCCGGGAUCCCGGGGACUACUGCUUCAGCAUCCAGGCUGAGAACGUCAUCAGCAAGACGCACCAGUACCACAAGAUCCAGGUGUGGCCCUCCAGCAUCCAGCCGGCUGUCUUUGCUUUCCCGUGUGCCACGCUCAUCACCAUGAUGCUGGCCUUCAUCAUGUACAUGACCCUGAGGAAUGCUACUCACCAGAAGGACAUGGUGGAGGUGGCUGAUUUUGACUUUUCCCCCAUGUCUGACAAGAACCCGGAGCCGCCCACUGGGGUCAGGUGCUGCUGCCAGAUGUGCUGUGGGCCCUUCUUACUGGAGACUCCGUCUGAGUACCUGGAGGUCGUCCGCGAGAACCACGGACUGCUGCCUCCCCUCUACAAGUCUGUCAAAACUUACACAGUCUGA